This is a messenger RNA of Fraxinus pennsylvanica, 708 nucleotides long. Lineage: Eukaryota; Viridiplantae; Streptophyta; Magnoliopsida; Lamiales; Oleaceae. The record is from the annotation of a GenBank genome assembly.
AUGAUCCUUAAGAGUGGUACUGACCAGGCCUGUGCCGCAUGCAAGUAUCAAAGAAGAAGGUGCACUUCUGAUUGCUCUCUUGCACCACAUUUCCCUGUUGAUCAGCCCAAAAUGUUUCAAAAUGCACAUAAGCUUUUCGGGGUGAAAAACAUAUUGAAAAUAUUAAAACAUCUCGACCCGACUCAAAGAGUUAUGGCCAUGAAGUCGAUUAAAUACCAAGCGAACAUGCGAGACAGGUUCCCGGUUUAUGGAUGUCUCGUAGAGAUACAACAACUCUAUUGCCAAAUCCAAGCAGGUGAAGAGGAGCUUCAGGCUGUUCUUGCACAACUUUCAUUUUGUCGACAGAAUCAUCAUCAACUGGAGAAAGAGAUCUCAUUGACCGAUGAGCCUCCGGCGCAGUUAAAAUUAGGAGUUGGAGUUGCACCUCCAGAGUAUCCCAUUUCACUUCUCCAUCAAGAAUUUCCCCAAUCCUAUAAUGCUGUGACAGCAUUGCCUAUUGCACCACAGUCCUAUUCUGAUAAUGGCAAUCCUGAUUACAACAUUAAUAUUUUGGAUUCCAAGGAAGAUAAUGUGGGAUGGGGGAAUGUAAACACCGGUGAGUGUAGUAUGGAAAAUUUGGAGCAAGAAAAUUCAGCCGGUGAUGGUGGGAGCACCGACUCCUCAUCGUUGCUGAUCCUAGACGUCACAACAGCGUUCUUCAGCCUCUGA